Cuscuta epithymum is the source of this 1129-nucleotide messenger RNA. The record is from the annotation of a GenBank genome assembly. Lineage: Eukaryota; Viridiplantae; Streptophyta; Magnoliopsida; Solanales; Convolvulaceae.
GGAAGAGAGGUUGUACUAAAUAAGCUUACCAUAUAGCAAUACUGUAUAUCCGGUUGUAAGAAAUGCUAUGUAUAUGCAGUGAUUAAAGGAUUUAAAGCAUGAUUGAAGCAAUAUAUAUAUAGAUCAAGUAUAAAUUAUCAAGUAUAGUACUUAAAUACAAACUACAAAGUAUAUGCGAAAGUAGAUUGAUUUCUUUAAGCUACAUCAAACGUACGCUAAAAGAUAUCGGUACAAGUAAAAAGCAUAGCGAAUGUAUAUAGAGAGUACUGUUCAGGGCGAGAUUGGAGAAGCGCAGCGCUGCGAAUCUCCUGGUCGAGACUGUAAGCACCCAAUUGGAAACCACGACGCAACAUUUAUUCUUAUCUAUGCAAAAGACGGAGCACUAUCCGGUGUUUAGCGACGUUCAAUUAAGAUACUCGCCGAAGAAAUUGCGGACUCGAGUCCACAAACUCUGGUUCCUCGUUUCCCUGUGAUGAUCGAAGCCAUGAUAAUGGCGGAUCGGCAUGUGCAGUCCGAGUUUCUCUGCAUCCUCGCCGCGGUGAUGGUGCUGAUGCGCGUGCUGGUGCAGGAACGGCAUCCACUCCGGCGGAACUCGUCGAUCGUCACUCUCACUGGCAGGGAGGACCAUGUCGUUGCCGAAGGGGAUCUCGGCGCCCGAUCUCAAAAUCGGCCGCGGUUUUUGGCCGUGGCGGAACUGAUGGCGGCAUCCACCGAGUGGGAGGACAGAUCUGAACCAGAAGCGGCGAUUGAUCGGGCGGAUUUUUUGCAGAUCCAGCGUCGUGAACUUGACGGCGCUGGCUUUCUUCUCUGAAUCGGUGGUAUCUUCCUUUCUGUUUGAUGAGUCGCUGGGGAGGCGAACGGAAUCAUCAGAGUGCGCAUCGGAUUGCGCGAGUUUGUGAACUGUGACGUCAUUCACCGGUUUGUUUCGUAGAGAACGGGCAACAGAGAGGGUGAAGAGCAAAAAGAGAAUAGCAAUGGAAAGCUUCGACAUUGUUAGGGUAAAUCGGAACGGGGUUGCUGUAACUUUAAAUUACCCAAAUGUGUAGUAUUUUGUUUGUACGAGUGUAUGUAUAUAUAGGGGAAAAGUGUCAAAUAAGUUCAUGUACUAUUAACAAAAAGUCAAUUGAGU